CCCUUGCUCAGAAGUCCGGCGAGGAAGGGGACUCGCCGAUACAGAGUUGCUGCGGCGAAAAAAAAGAGCGAUGGUAGCGUCUCUGUACUCGAUCGUCGCUGUGUGCAAGAACAUGGGCAUUGGAAAAGACGGGAAGCUUCCUUGGCCUCCGCUCAGGAAUGAGUAUAAGCAUUUUCAGAAAAUGACAAUGACAACUAAAGAAGAAGGAAAGCAAAAUGUGGUCAUAAUGGGUAGGAAGACUUGGUACUCCAUCCCUGAGAAAAAUCGUCCUUUAAAAAACAGAAUUAAUGUAGUACUUAGUAAAGAACUAAAGGAUGUUCCUGAAGGGGCCCACUACUUGGCUAAAAGUCUGGAAGAAGCCCUAGAUCAUCUUGAAACACCAGAGAUGAAAAGAAAGGUAGACAAGAUUUGGAUAGUUGGAGGAAGUUCAGUAUAUAAGGCAGCAAUGGAGAAGCCAAUCCAUCAACAACUGUUUGUGACAAGAAUUAUGCAUGACUUUGAAAGUGAUACAUUU
Messenger RNA from Protobothrops mucrosquamatus (brown spotted pit viper), 514 nucleotides. Its product is annotated as dihydrofolate reductase-like. The transcript is spliced from 5 exons. Gene Ontology annotation, cellular component: mitochondrion. NCBI's taxonomy places the organism in Eukaryota, Metazoa, Chordata, Lepidosauria, Squamata, Viperidae. Gene Ontology annotation, molecular function: NADP binding; dihydrofolate reductase activity. The annotation marks the transcript as partial. The record is from RefSeq and is a predicted model, not a curated record. Gene Ontology annotation, biological process: glycine biosynthetic process; folic acid metabolic process; dihydrofolate metabolic process.